GUAGGAUUUUCCACAUACUUUGAGAAACAAAAUGGAUGUUACAAUAUGUCCUAUUUGCAUGGAAACAUUACAAAAUCCAAGGUGUAUUCCGUGUUCACAUAACUUUUGUCAACAGUGUUUGAAUAAUCAUAUUAACAAUUCGUGUAUAGGAAAGGAUUUUCCGACGGGUUUUCAUUGUCCUGUUUGUCGAAAAUAUGUUCCAGGUUCAAUUUCCACUGACAAUCCUUCACUGUGGGCAGAAACCUUUCCCAAAAAUGCGAUUAUCGAAUUUAUGAUUAAAAGUAAUGACGAAAAAGUUCUUAAGCUUUGCAAACCAUGUCUUAAUGACAACAAAGAGGAAUCGGCCAGUACCCUGUGUGGUUCAUGUAUUGAAUGUUUAUGUGCGGGGUGUACUGAUCAUCACAAGAAGCUGACAAUUACUAAAGAACAUGAAGUGGUACCUUUGAAUGUAAUUAACAAGUCUUUUCAUCGUAAAACAGAAGAAAAUUUUUGCAGUAAACAUGAUUUUAGGCAUAUAGAAUUGUAUUGCUUUGAUCAUGACAAGCCUUGUUGUUCUGUAUGCUGUGUAACAGACCACAAAACCUGCAAAAUGGACACAAUUGAAAAGGCUUUUGAACAUAUUGAAAAGGACAACGACAGUCUACAAAUGAUUUCUGAAAUUGAUCGUGUUGUUAGUCAUUUAAAGAAAUUAAAGGAGAUACAGAAGGAAAAGCAAUCAAAAAUAGAAGAUAAGGCCGAUGAAAUAAGAGAUGAGUCCAAAAGAAUAAGACAAGAAAUCAAUGAAACAAUGGAAAAACUUGAGCAUGAGCUUCUUGAAGAUCUUGCAGAAGGUAUGAAAGCUACUCGAAAAGCAAUAGCUGGAAACAUGGAAACCUUCUCUGACCUAAUCGACCUGUCCAAUCACUGCAAAGCUUUCCUGGCUAAUCCAAGCAAAAAGUCUUGUAACCCUGGUUAUGUCGGAGGAUUUUACCAAAUUAAAAAGCAAUUGAAACGUUUAAAAAGUGCAAAGUUAUCCAUAAAGGACACUGCAAUAACUGCUACCUUUUCCAGUGUUUUAAAUGAAGUCAAAAGUAGUAAGCAAUUAGCAUCUUUAACUGUGAAUGAAAAGCCAAUAUCUCUGAGUAUUCUAGAGUUUCAAUCCAUUCCAAAGGGAAUAGCACAAGUAGAGAAGACAGUACUGGACAUUUACCAUAAAUAUGGUGCAAGGAUUAAUGAAAUGUUUCUCUUCCAAAAUGAUGCAGAUCUGUUUGUUUGUGUUGACGAUAAAACCAAUUUAGUUUGCACUACAUCUGGAUUAUGUCGUAAAAGCGUACAUUUUGGAUUUACUAUUCUUCAUGCUGUUAUGAUGAGGGGAAAAAUAUAUGCGGUUAGCAACAGGAAAAACUUGCACGCUAUUGAAUAUCUUGAAAACAGUGCCACAUAUUCGCGUAUAAAAUUUAACAUUAACAGGCGGUGUUUUUCAGUAUCUGUUUUUCAAGAAAAUUUGGUUGUAGGUUGCAAUAAUGCUAUUCUCCACUUAGAAACAAAUGGAAAAGAACAAAAAAUUAUACCUGCAGAAGGCAGAGUUCUUGAUGUUAUUUCUUUGAACAUUGGAAACAUAGUGUACAUCGGUCGUACAGUGACUGGUAUGCGAAUUGUCAGAGGAAUUGAGAGCAAUGGGCGAGAGCUGUGGAAAUAUGAACAUUCUGAGUUAAAAAGACCCUGGGGAUUGACAAAGGACUUUGUGGAAAAUAUAUAUAUCGCCGGAAAUUUUAGCAACAACAUACACAUGCUUAGCAGCGCAGGAUAUGCUCUGAAAAUAUUCGAACAAAUUCCACUUCCGAGUAGAAUGAUACUAAGGAAAGAAAGUAACGACGAAUUUUAUGUAGUGUCUGCUUCAACAUCAGUCAAACAAGUGAAAUUAAUAUUGUGAAUGGAUCUCCUGAGGCUGUAUCACAAUGAUUUUUCAUGCAUGUUGGUCCAGGGUUUUAAGGAAACAAUCUACUGAUUCAAAACGAUAGGUAGAUAGAUAAAUAGAUAGAUUGAUUGAUUGAUUGAUUGAUAGAUAGAUAGAUAGAUGAUAGAGUAUUUCAGAUUUGAUCACGUACCAACCAAAAUCCUAUCCGCCUGAGCUAUUUAACAUUGUUGAUUGUUUUACUUUUAUUUUAAAAGCGGUCAGAGUAAUGAACAUUACAUUGUUUUAUUUAUAGUAGUGGAAUUGUUGAACCACAAUCUCGUCCGUUUAUCAUUGUGAUGUCAAAAAAUAACCUAUGGACCAGUUCAAAAAGAAAUGAGCGGUUCUGUUCUUCUAUAGACUGAUAUAAGAACAUAUUUUGCAUAUACAUGUAUGAUAGAAAUAAAACCAAUCAGAAAAAGAGUUCCUCUCUUACCUUAACCAUAAUUUACUCCGUGCCAGCAGGCUCAUAAGGCAAACAUAUCGUUCAUUCAUUGGUGCCGGUCUGAGGCUUUAUGGCGUGCUGCAUUCCAGGAAAUUCCAGCCUGAAUUGUUGCGUUUAACCUCCACAACCCGUCGCAAUAUUGUUUUGGACGACCCUUCUUCAUUCUUCCUUCAGGCGUUCACCCGAGGGCAACAUCACUUUCGUCAUUCGUUAGGUCCUAUCUCAGCAUGUGGAAAAAGAUUUUAAUGUAGAUAAAGGAGUAAACGAGACCAAAAAAAAAAAGAUAUGACAAAUCAGUUAAACGUUGGAUUUAAUUGAGAAUAGGAUAAUUAAGGAUUUUGCAAAAAACUUUAAAAUUGUCUUGAUAAACUAUGACAGAAAACACAGAAACCUUUUCCGAUCUGGUUCACCAGCCAUAUAACGGUUACGUAUUUGUUGCUUAUCUGAACAUAAUAUAAGUCUAAUUCUAUUUUUGUUGGAGGAUUUUAUCAAAUAAUGGAGCAAAUUAAACUUUCAAAAAAACAAAAGUAUAGCUAUAAGAUGCAGAAAUAUUUGCAUUUUUACAGUCCUGAGCUGUGAGCAUCAACUCUUGAACUGAAAAAGAAAAGCCGAUUUCCAAGAUUUUACCAGAUGUCAAUCCAUUUGAAAUGAACAUUUGCAAAGAAGGUGUUGCAAAACAGUGGGACUAUUCCCUAACCUGGAAAGGACCUUAAAUAUCCGUAUCGCUUGAGAGCCACAUCUAAAUAUAGAAACAUUACGUAGACGACUAUAUAUACAUAGCGGGUAUGUUCCGUACGGAGGCAAAAUAAAGAAAUAUUUAUUUUAGGCGCAUUUCUAUCGAACACGACAGCCACCAAGUACAGUUAGAAAGUUACCAUAUACAUGUUUUCUGUAUUCGAAUGUUAACAUAUCUCAGUUUUAUAUCUACUG
Messenger RNA from Magallana angulata, 3308 nucleotides. RefSeq names its product E3 ubiquitin-protein ligase TRIM36-like. The record is from RefSeq and is a predicted model, not a curated record. The transcript has a single exon. Gene Ontology annotation, molecular function: zinc ion binding. Bases 32 to 1912 code for a protein of 626 amino acids. NCBI's taxonomy places the organism in Eukaryota, Metazoa, Mollusca, Bivalvia, Ostreida, Ostreidae.